Messenger RNA from Centruroides sculpturatus (bark scorpion), 2791 nucleotides. Its product is annotated as patched domain-containing protein 3-like. NCBI's taxonomy places the organism in Eukaryota, Metazoa, Arthropoda, Arachnida, Scorpiones, Buthidae. The transcript is spliced from 5 exons. The record is from RefSeq and is a predicted model, not a curated record. Bases 77 to 2620 code for a protein of 847 amino acids. Gene Ontology annotation, cellular component: cytoplasmic vesicle membrane; plasma membrane.
CUCAAUUGUUGUUAUUCGACGUUGGUAUUAACACGUUGUAGAAAAACUGCCGUAUAAAAGUAUUACGAGAAUAGAAAUGAAGAAGAAUAUUAAAAACAGCUUUACCUGUUGGUUUUCUCGAAUAGGAUAUCAUAUUGGGUGCCAUCCUCAAUUAUACGUUUAUAUUUUCUUGACGAUAACAAUUGUCCUAGCAACUGGAUUCUUCAAAUUACAUAUUGUGAAGAAAGCCGAAUAUCUCUAUACUCCGAUCAAUGGAAGAGGAAAAUUGGAAAGGAAUUCCGUCGAGUCAAUGUUUUCUUUUAAUGCUAGUAUUAAUUUAGGCACCUCUAGACUUACUAGAAUUAGUAAUAAAGCAUAUUUUAUUGCCGUAUCUAAAAAUAACGUUUCCCUUUUCAAUGAUAAUGCUAUAUUAGAUUUGGUAAAAUUAGACGAAAUUAUUCGAAAUAUUAGCAUAUUUUGGAAUAAUAGUUUCUUUCGCUAUGAUGAUCUCUGUCUUCGAUCGAAGCAGAAACGAUGUCCUGACAAUUUCCUUGUUUAUUUAAUAAGAAAAUACAAAGAUUUUAAACGUGGAAGAAAUUUUAUGAAAUACCCAAUCGAAAGAAAUGGUUUUCAACUACAAAUACCUGCUUUGCAUAUCGGAGGAGUAUCAACAAACGACGAUGGUUAUGUCGUUGAUUUUAAAGCAUUCCGUCUAUUUUACUACUUAGAUCAUAAUUUAAUAGAAAAGAAACAGUUAGGUUUGCAAUGGGAAAGCGCAUUUUUGAACACUUUAUCAACUGUAAACUUUAAACAUAUUGAAGUUUAUAUGUUCGCUGGACAAACUUACGACGUAGAAGCGAACAGAAAUACCGAGUUAAGUCUUCCGCUCUUACUUAUUUCUGGAGUUAUUAUGACAUCAUUCUCUUUCGUGUCUUGUUUAACGUUCGAUGCUGUAAGAAGUAAACCGUUGAUUGGAAUUGCUGCCUAUUUCAGUCCCUUGCUGGGAACAGUAGCUGCCUUCGGCUUACUGUUACAUUGUAAUGUAGAGUACGUUGAUACGAACGUUGCUGUUGCUUUCCUGACCAUAGGUAUCGGAAUGGAUGAUUCUUUCGUAUUGUUGGCUGCGUGGAGACGAACGGAUAAGAAUCACAGUGUCAAACAAAGAAUGAGUGAAACCUUUUCUGAUGUUUGUAUUUCCAUAACGAUAACCUCAUUAACCAAUUUUAUAUCAUUCAUUUUAGGAGUUAUAACUCCUUAUAGAAACAUUCGUAUCUUCAGUAUAUAUAGUGCCAUAUCAGUGUUAUUCGAUUAUAUUUAUCAAAUAUUUUUCUUUGGUGCGGUGAUGGCAAUCGACGGUUACAGAGAAAAGCAAAAUUUCCAUUCCUUACUUUUAUAUCGUGUUCGUACAGAUGAGACAGAAAGAAACUCGACAAGUAUCGAAAAAAUUCUGAAGAUCAUGAAGAUAGCGAAAAGUUUUCCCGAAAAAUUAAGUGCUUUUUUGAGCCAAAACUUUAUCAAAGUAUUAGUAAUAUUUUCAUUUACUUGUCUAUUAACAGGAGCAAUUUAUAAUAUUAAUUCCAUAAAACAAGGACUAGAUUACACUGAUAUAUUUCCAUUCCAUUCUUACGCUGAGAAAUAUACGAAAAUGCAUUAUGAAUAUUUCACCGAUUAUCCUCUUACAGUACAGCUAGUGUUUAAUCAAACUCUAGAUUAUUCAAAUUCAUCCGUUCAAAUGGACAUAGAAAACAUCUUAAGAACAUUCGAAAGUGCCCCUUACAUGACUGGACCCAAUUAUACCGAAUGUUGGUUGAGAGAAUAUUUGUCUUAUAUUCGUGAUUCUAGAAUAAAUUACUUGAUUAAAGAUUUUGAUGUAAAUACAACGCAGGGAUUUUUAGACGGAUUGAAAAAAGUGUUUUUAAAAUUUUACAAUGGAAUAUUUGAAGAUGAUAUCCUGUGGAAUAAGGAUCGUGAUCAAAUUUUAGCUUCGAGAUGUUUGUUUGCAUAUCGCAAUGUCAGAACCGGACGUGAUGAAAAAUCUUUAAUCGAAGAAUUACGUAAAAUUGCAGCUGAGAGCAAAUAUGAUGUAUUUGUUUAUAACAUGUGGUUUGUAUUGUACGAUCAGUAUUUAAAUAUGCCUGCAAUAUACUUGAAAGCCGUAGGAAUCGCUAUUUUGUCUGUAUUUGUUAUAUUCUUUACAUUUAUUUCUGACAUAUCUUACAGCAUUGCUGUUUUAUUUACUGUUAUUUGUAUUCAAGUAGAAACUUUGGGUUAUGGAAGUGCAUGGAAUGUGGGAUUAAAUAUUAUUUCUGUGAUGUUUUUAAUAAUGAGCGCCGGAUUUUGUGUUGAUUACUCGGUGCACAUUGCUCACGCUUACAAAAAUUGCAAAGAAACAGAUCCCAGUGAAAAAAUAAAAGAAUCCUUGCAAUGCAUAGGAUAUCCGAUUGUUCAAGGAUGUUUAUCUACUGUCAUUGGAGCAUUUGUUUGCAUUUUCGGACCGUCUUAUUUGUUAAUUGUAUUUUUUAAAGUAAUUGUUUUAGUUAUGAUAUUCUCAGUGUUCAACGGUCUCAUUGUAUUACCCAUUAUUCUUAGUAUGGUCGAUUCCAUCCAUAUUCCUUGGAUGAGGCAACUUAAUAUUGUCUGAUUACUUUGGAAAAUAUUGUUGUUUCUAUUAUUGAAUUGUUGAAAAUUUUUGUGUAAAAAGAUAAAAUUUAUAGUAGUUAAUCACAUUUCAUGUACUUAAAACUGAUAUAAUUAUUCAAUAUAUAACAUUGUAAUUCAAUACCACUAUUAACAAUAAAACUGUAUAACUUUA